Pongo pygmaeus (Bornean orangutan) is the source of this 1708-nucleotide messenger RNA. RefSeq names its product collectin subfamily member 11 (gene COLEC11). The transcript is spliced from 6 exons. NCBI's taxonomy places the organism in Eukaryota, Metazoa, Chordata, Mammalia, Primates, Hominidae. Bases 594 to 1331 code for a protein of 245 amino acids. The record is from RefSeq and is a predicted model, not a curated record.
AGGAGGGGGAGGGGCACAUUGACCUUCUGCAACCUGCAUCAGGUUCGCCCCCUCCUCAUCCCCUCGCGGGCUGCUUGGGCCUUCAGCUUCUCUUGUGGCGUGUCUGCAGCUCUUUUUAUUGAAACAUUAGAGAAAAGUAGAUUCAAACCCAUGAUCAAAACAGUCACCACGAAAGACAAACCCUGCUCAGCCCGUGUUGUACAAAAUGAAAAGGUGAGCCCUCUUCCGGGGCGCAGGGUCCGGACAGCUCGGGGCCACCCUCCCAGGCCGCGCAGCUCUGGCUGGGGGCUUUUUUCCGGCUGGAUUCACCCUGCGAUUGGAAACCAAGUGGACUGUCCUGCAGCCCAGACAAGCCCAGUGACUUUUGUGCUUUUAAUUCUGAUAAAUGUGCCUGCUUUAGAAAAUGUUUAAUUAUGUUAGAAGCAACUUAAACUGUUGGACGCGUACGGCUCUCAGAAGUUUUGGUGAAUGUGGCUUUGGCCCUGACUUUGUGGUAGCGUGUGUGGGUUUGUGAGUGGAACCUUCAGCUUUACGUUGGAAACCGUGGCUGUGGACAGCUGGACUUUUGGCUGUGGAGGUCACGUCCCUGCCCGAUGUGGUGGGUGCCUCCGAGUCCCUACCGUUCUCUUCCCUGUGCCCUGCCAGGGGAUGCGGGAGAGAAGGGAGACAAAGGCGCCCCAGGACGGCCUGGAAGAGUCGGCCCCACGGGAGAAAAAGGAGACAUGGGGGACAAAGGACAGAAAGGCAGUGUGGGUCGCCAUGGAAAAAUCGGUCCCAUUGGCUCUAAAGGUGAGAAAGGAAAUUCUGGUGACAUAGGACCCCCUGGUCCUAAUGGAGAACCAGGCCUCCCGUGUGAGUGCAGCCAGCUGCGCAAGGCCAUCGGGGAGAUGGACAACCAGGUCUCUCAGCUGACCAGCGAGCUCAAGUUCAUCAAGAAUGCUGUCGCCGGUGUGCGCGAGACGGAGAGCAAGAUCUAUCUGCUGGUGAAGGAGGAGAAGCGCUAUGCGGACGCUCAGCUGUCCUGCCAGGGCCGUGGGGGCACGCUGAGCAUGCCCAAGGACGAGGCUGCCAAUGGCCUGAUGGCCGCAUACCUGGCGCAAGCCGGCCUGGCCCGUGUCUUCAUCGGCAUCAACGACCUGGAGAGGGAGGGCGCCUUCGUGUACUCCGACCGCUCCCCCAUGCGGACCUUCAACAAGUGGCGCAGUGGUGAGCCCAACAAUGCCUACGACGAGGAGGACUGCGUGGAGAUGGUGGUCUCGGGCGGCUGGAACGACGUGGCCUGCCACACCACCAUGUACUUCAUGUGUGAGUUUGACAAGGAGAACAUGUGAGCCUCAGGCUGGGGCUGGCCACUGGGAGAGCCCAUGAGCCUCCAGCUGGGGCUGCUUACUGGGGGCCCCACGUGUCCCUGCAGGGUUGGCAGAGACAGAGCCCAGACCACGGUGCCAGCCGGGGAGCUGUCCCUCUGUGAAGGGCGGAGGCUCACUGAGUAGAGGGCUGUUGUCUAAACUGAGAGAAUGGCCUGUGCUUAAGAGGAAAAUGAAAGUGUUCCUGGGGUGCUGUCUCUGAAGAAGCCUAGUUUCAUUACCCGUAUUGUAGCCCCAAUGUCAUUAUGUAAUUAUUAUCCAGAAUCGCUCUUCCAUAAAGCUCGUGCCUUUGUCCAAGCUAUACAAUAAAAUCUUUAAGUAGUGCAGUAGUUAAGUCCAAA